This is a messenger RNA of Kwoniella mangroviensis CBS 8507, 594 nucleotides long. RefSeq lists its product as uncharacterized. NCBI's taxonomy places the organism in Eukaryota, Fungi, Basidiomycota, Tremellomycetes, Tremellales, Cryptococcaceae. The record is from RefSeq and is a predicted model, not a curated record. The transcript has 3 exons. The coding region runs from base 1 to 594 and encodes 197 amino acids.
AUGUUCAGACGAUCGUCUCAUCAAGCUUCUCAAUCUGGUGGGAAGAAAUCUACUUGUCAUACGACUGAUUCUAUCCUUGAUACGAAGUCCACUAGUCCUGCAAACACCUCAGGAAAUGCGUACAUGAUGAAAUUGGAAGUAACCAAAUUGACUUCUACUGUCAAACCUCGAAUCGCUAAGUUACUUAUCCUAUUUACCCCAAUACUCGACAGAUUACAGAGGAUGGAACAUUUGGAAAAGGACAAAGAUAGUAAUGCAAGUACAGAAGUCGGUACACCUGAUGAGAACGCUUCUUCAUCUUCCUCAUCUACUCGAGCAGUCCCCACGAUCAGGGGAACAGCUACAGAUGUGCCUACUUACAUUGUGUUACCCGAAGGGUCUCAAGUGAGUUUGAAAGUAUGGAAGGAACCUUACAGUUCGGAUCACAUGACUUUUGAAUCUCGCGUUAUUCCUCAACCUGAAGAUCAAAAGAAAGAGGAGAAACACAAGGAGGUUGAAUCGGGAUAUUUUGGGAGACUCUUUUCUCCUAGAUUGGCACCUAGUCAAGUACAAACUCCCUCUAUCUCAUUCGAAGAUCCGGAGACUGAAUUGUAG